AUUUGGUCAAAAGUUAUUUGGCUUACGAAAUUUUGCUAGAGGUUUUUUAACUCGAGAGUCGUCACCUGUCAAAGCUCAUGCUUUGAUACCGUUUGUAGUUGAACAAACGUCAAGGGGUGAACGUUCAUAUGACAUAUUUUCUAGGCUUUUAAAAGAGAGGAUCGUAUGCCUGAAUGGUCAUGUAGACGAUAGUGUAGCAGCUGUAGUUGUAGCUCAAUUGCUAUUUCUUGAAGCUGAGAAUCCAGAAAAACCGAUUAGCUUAUAUAUUAAUAGUCCCGGCGGUACUGUAACCGCCGGUAUGGCUAUUUAUGAUACUAUGCAGUACAUUCAAUCACCGGUAUCAACACUUUGUAAUGGCCAAGCAUGUUCAAUGGGAUCAUUACUUUUGGCUGCGGGUGAACCAGGAAAACGUUAUACACUUCCUAAUUCUACUAUAAUGAUACAUCAGCCAAUGGGCGGUGCCACAGAAAUCGCUGUUGAAAGAGAUUACUACAUGACUGCUGAAGAAGCUCUAGAUUUUGGUUUGGUUGAUAGGGUUUUGGAAAAAAGGGAAGUUACCCCACCCGAACAAUUAAAAUAA
Molecule: messenger RNA, 580 nt
Organism: Dentiscutata erythropus
Lineage: Eukaryota; Fungi; Glomeromycota; Glomeromycetes; Diversisporales; Gigasporaceae
Source: the annotation of a GenBank genome assembly